Molecule: messenger RNA, 579 nt
Organism: Funneliformis mosseae
Lineage: Eukaryota; Fungi; Glomeromycota; Glomeromycetes; Glomerales; Glomeraceae
Source: the annotation of a GenBank genome assembly
AUGUCUUCAGAACGUAAACUUAAAUUACCUAAGCUUCCAAAAAAUAUUAAAAAAGAAAAAAAUCUAAAGAACACAGCUUCAGAAACUAAAUCUAGAGCAUCUAUUAGUACAAAAUUCACUUUAAAACUGGUAGCAAAUGUUAAAAGUAAUAUCGAAAACUUUGCAGUAAGACUAGGACUCAAUAAAUUUAUAAAAAAUAAAGAUGAGUGGAAGAAAUUUUAUGUCUUCGCUAGCUCAGAUUUCAUUUGGUCUCAACCCUCGACGGACAUUAAUGAGCGUCGCUUAAUUUUUGAUUAUGUUAUCAAUCCAGAUUGGGAUCCAAUCAGGGAAGAACUCGCCAUAAAUGCACUUGAAUAUUGUUAUUUACUCGAAUUUAACACUCUUGAUCUAUUGCAGGGUACACAUAUAUUAAUCGUUCAUGAGAAAUUUGUUAGGUACAGAUCAAGUAAAGAAGAAAAGAAAAUGAGGGAGGAUUAUCCGGAAUGCUAUUACGUAUCUGUUAAAGAACAUAUUGUUAAAUUGCGUAGAUUUUUAGCAUCUGAUGCUAAUACAAAUGCAGGUGCAGAAAAAGAGUGGCAG